CAAAGCUAAAAGAUGUCCAGUACACGUACUGCAGCACCGUUGGCACCAAUCGGUAUGUGUUGCGGUUGAACGAAUCGAAAGUACACGUGGAUCGCGCGAAAGAGUCCCUGGAGACGGUGAACAACAUCGGUAUGGAGUUGUACCCGGGCAUUCAGAUCAGCUCGAAAGUGAACAAAAUCAACGGCGAGCUCGAUGACAGCAAGCGCCAGCUGACGGCACUCUCGGUCAUGCUGGAUCGUCGCACCGUGGCCGAACACUAUGCGGAUGCAACCAGAAGCUUGUGCGAGGGUGGCCUGCUUGGACUCACCUUAAUGCUGCUGGCCAGCUUAGUUUCUGCAGCCAUUUUAAGCUUGCUCGUUUGUGUCGAUUCGCACACAUGGAUUUAUCUGACGAAAAAGCGUCCGGGUUACGAGGAUAAGGCGGAAACGACUCCACUAUUUCCGGCGGGUGCAAACGCAUCACCGGCCGCACCAAUCAUCGCUUCCGGCACGAUGACGAUCAAUCGAACGCUGCUGCACGCACAAACCGCCACGAGCAAUGGAUCGACGGGUGGGGUCGGAGCCGGAGCGGGCACCGGCACCCUCAUCCCGACCAGUGGUCGAAACGGCACCACCCACGGAAUGCGCGGGUUUGCAUCCUAUAGUGGCGAUGAAUCACCGCCACCAGAUUAUAACGUUGUGGUGCAUGAUAACAACAGAGCAUCUGGGCAUCACACUCUCGGGCGGCUACCGUCGCAACACGCACCGAUGAUGGGACCGAAUAAUGGCAAAUACGCCACCCUAAGUAAACAGUGCAAAACGCUCGAAUCGAACGAUUUCUACUGAGAAUCGCCUGCCUGCAAUAUGUCUGCAGGCAGCAAUAAGCUAGAUAAGAAACUGACAGCAUCAUCCGCAACACUAUCCGACAAAGAUCCGCGCGACAUUUCCAACAAUGGCUUCAAUCGCUUCGACCCGAAAUAUGUCAGCAUUGGGCCGAAAGCUAUCCGCAACACGGUCAGCAACGUAACAGCAAAUGUAAACAAGUGUGCCACUCUGCGUCACGGCGGCCGUUACGGUGGUUCGUUAAGCGUUAGUGCUGGAAUGGGGGGAGGUAGUGGUCAUCACGCCGUAGCCGGCCUCGGUGGUGCUCGGUCGGGCACAAGCCCGAGCCCGAAUCUCAAAAACGUUCAACAACCAAUGUUGAGCCAAAGCCAAACACAGCAAUACAAGCAGCACCAUCAGGACCGGCAGCUGUUGUCGUCGGGCACUACUUCCAUAAUGACCGUCGAUGGCGGAACGGACCGUACCGAGCAAAAGCUCGCCAUUUCCACCGUGUCGAAGGAGUACAACCAGCAAUCCUACUCGUGUGCAACGCUGCCGUACAAGAAGCCGGGAAGUGGCUACACAGAAACAACGACCGCACCGGCCACGGUAACCACAUCGAUACUGAAGAAGGAAAGCAAUCUCGAUAGCCAACGGUACGCGCCAACGGUGUACAGCAUCGACACAUCCGCUUACCACCAUCAGCGGGAAGGCAGUGGUGGCGGUUUCCAUCACCAUUCACAAUCCUCCCAUCACCAGCAAUCGCUUGCCCAACAAAAUCAGCAGUUACAACAGUAUCAGCAGCAGCAGCAGCAGCAGCAGCAGCAGCAGCAACAGCAGCAACAACAGCAAACACAUCACAGAUCGCUGUCGAGCACAAAUCAGUUGUAUCAGGAGACGGGAGCGGGCUCGGUAUUCGCUAGUCCACCACCGUCAAUCGCGUCAACUGCGACCACGCGUUCAAACGUGUCGAUCAUUAACCAACCGCUGCCGGACAUACCGACCAGCGCUGGCGGUGGCAGUGGCAGCACUGGUGGCAAUUCGAUCAAAAACAGCCAGCAGCCGCUCUGUGCCGCUACGCUGAACCAGUACCGUUCGCUGCAAAGACCCCACAAGCAGCAUACCGGUAGCAGCGGUCUGUCCGCCCUCGCGACCUCAACGGGACUGGGAAAACCCACCAUUCCUCCCAAGGUGACCCCACCGAUGCUGCCGCCAAAGAAUCGACACAAAGACGAAUCGCAGUACCAAAGCAAAUCGGCCGCGUUGGCAUCCGGUGCGGGCGGAUCCGUCGUAACCCCUCCACUGCCAUCCUCACGGCCACAACAACCGUUACCUCAACCACCACCGCCACCACCAACACAAUCGCUUCACCACCAUCACAGCCAGGCAGGCGGACAGCAAACGAAGGCUUCUUACGGUGGCAGCAGUGGCAUGAGUAUAUCGAGCAAUUUUAACGCCAUCCAGCAGCAGCUGCAGAAUCAGCUUCAUUUCAAGCAGUACCAUCAGCUUACCCAGCAACCGUGGCAGCGGGAACAGUUACCCCAGCAAUCGGGGCCGAACGUGAACAGCAUUUUGAACGCUGGUAGCUUUGCAAAUUACGAUCGACAGCAGCAGCAGCAGCAGGCUGGUCUCAGUGCUUCCAGUCGCAAUCGUUCAUAUUCGGGCGGUAGCAGCAGCAUCGAUCAGCCACUGCCAGCACCGCACCCCAAACCUAGCAAUAUUGAGAAGGCCAAGAGCCAUCACCACUCGUCGUCCGUUAGUGCACCGGCCCCCAGUGGAGGUGGCUCAAUGGUGGCGAAUUAUCAGACUCUUCCGAAAAAUCACCAUCAUCAUCAUUAUCCACAGCAGCAAACACCACAACAGCAGCAACAACAACAAUACCUGCAACAGGGUCAAUCGAGUUCGUUCGGUUCUACGAGCAGUGCGGGCCAGCAUCAGCCGCAGCCAAAGAGCAUCCUCAGCAAAACACGUCCCAACGAAACACGCGAACGGGAGCAGCGUGAGCGUGAACGAGAACAGCGGGAAAGGGAUCGAGAACGGGACCGGGAACACCAUCGUGAACGAGACCGUGACCACCGUGAUCGAGACCGGGACAGAGACCGGGAACGGGAAAGAGACCGAGAUCGGGACCGGGACCGAGAUCGCGACCGUGAUAAGGAUCGAGAUCGGGAGCGAGAUCGUGACCGGCAUCAGGACCGAGACCGGGAACGAAACAGAGACCGAGAACAUCGGGAACGAGACCGGGAACGUGAUCGGGACCGAGAGCACCGUGAUCGGGAUCGUGAACGGGAGAAGGAUCAGGACCGCGACCGUGACCGUGCCGAACGGAGUCACCAUCAUCGAUCUAGCCAUGAGUAUCAUCACGACUCUAGCCAUGGUACGCAGGCGAGCAGCAAAAAUCCGAACGUGUACUAUCGGUCGCUGCAGCGCGGCGGUCUGCAAGCUAACAAUGAUCUGUACUCGGUGACGGAAUUGUGAGAAAGGUUUGACUUUUAAGUUUGUUCUUAUGCAGCUUAAGUUCGACUCAAACAUCCCAUCCCUACUGCGCCACUCUUCUCAUACGCAAUCCGCGUGCGAAUGUGUGAUGUUGUGCGUCCGCACGUCCGCAUCGAGAGCAGGCUUCUCGGGGCGUGUCGGAAUGGGCGUGAAUGCCGGAAUGUGUUUUCCUGUCUAUUGCAUGAAUCUUUCACUCCUCACGUUCUCUUACACUAUACCGGAAAGUUCUUAUCUUAUAGCGAACGAAACAAAAAGCUCAUACGUAACGAAACGUAACUCGAACGGCACAAUUUCUUUCUCCACGAUUUCGGGAGAAUGUCUACUAGCAAUAGAAUAGGCAGUUAAGGAAAUCCCACAAGCGUAAAGCGGUUUGGGCGAAAUUUUAAUACAUGUCCCUUUGCUAGGGACACACAAUCGAUCGAAAUAUGCAAUAAGUAAGAUGCGUUCUCUGCCGGGGCCGGGCACAUUUACACGAAUGGCCCAGGCAGAUGGACUGUGGCCAAAACCGAGCGAAGCGUAGACACACGAACGAACAAAUGUCGAACCUUGUUAUAUGAUAAUGUCACCGAACAAAGGCCGCGGGAGGCGAAGCAAACGAUCAAACGAUCGAACCAAAACUCAAAUUUUUACACAAGCUGUACCGUUGAUGCAAAAUGUCGCGACUCUGUACAUAGAAAGCAAUCGAGAAACAAGAAGCGGACGGAGCGCGGGUGAACAAUUUUACUGUUAAUGUUAUUAAAUAUUGUCUUUUCCGACUAGCGUAGUGCAACCACAAAUUAAACAAAGUAAAAUAAGGAAGAUCUCUUUACUCUAUCAACAAUAGACAAACUUCAAUCCAAACUCGCCAAAUGUCGAAGCAAGCGAACGUGUGAAGAAUUCGAUUAUGCACGAACAGCGGACGUUCCGACAGUAGGAACGCAAGGUAAAAUAGUUUUGCACAGUUACGAAAAAAAAAAAACAAAACAAAAUUAAAAAAAAAACAAUCAAUCGAGACAUUCCUCCAACAGGACAUGCACAAUGGCGGUGGCAACCACGCGGGGAAAUAUAGCGCGAAACGAAUUAAGCCAGAACAGUUUAAGGCAGAAGCAGAACCUAAAGUUGUUCGCUCCUCGCGAUAAUUGUCAAGUGACUUACGAAUGAAACGGCGUAUUGAGCAAAACUCGGCUAAAGGGACACCAGUUGGCAGUAAGGUAACGAGAGAUAAAGCAUGAACGCAUAAUUAAAGUGAAAAGAUACACAAUAUUAUUUACAAAGCGUAAAAUUUAACUUUACUAUAGCUUGGUUGCUUACGAUUUUGUGUGAGAUUCAGAUUCUUUUAACUUUUUCCGGACUCUUUUAUUCGGACUCUUACUUUCACAACAUUUCUUCUUUUGAUAUGCUCCGUGUUUUGUCAGUUUUCUUAUCUAGUUUAUUUGUUGCGUUUUUUUUUUGUACAUCCGUAAGAUCUUUACAUUAUACCCCAUUUUUCUCGUUUAGUUACAUGUUCCAAAUAAUAUGUAGUACCGGUGGUCUAGUAAUAAGUGUAAGCAUGCAAUAGCAUGCUACAAAUAGGGAAUAGAGGGAGGAACGGAGAAGCGAGGCAGAAGUUUUUAUACCAAAUCCUGUAGAAGGGAAAAUAAUGAAAAGGUAAGGCAGUAAAGUGUAAGGAAUCAAUAAGGCGGGUUGGCGCUUAUAAGUAUGAAUCAAUUCCACGAUACAUAAGAGACUACAACAGACCCCCGGGGGGGUCGAGAUAGCAAAAUAGGAAUAGGAAACUUACAGUACACGUACACGAACUCGAUUUUCUCACACUUACACACCCGACCGCGCCUAUAACAGCGCGCGCCACCAGAAUGGCAAGUUAUUACAUGCGACAGCAUUAAUUAAUUCUCGAAACAAAUCAAAUUCUAAUCAUAGUUGAGGGGAAAGCGAACACCCAAGAAGAAAUCUCGUUGAAAGCAUUACAUUACAAAGACAAGCGAAGCGGUAGGCACAUGUAUCGUACUAAAUUAUACUAAGCAUAUGAUAAAGCAUUAAAGCAUUAAACGACGUUAUAACGCAGGAAGUAGGGAGGAGGGAACGCGGGUCGAAGAUGAUUGGUCACAACGUAGCUUAGACUGUUAGCACACAUGAUCACUACAUGGGAAAAUUUCCACAAAAGGAUGGCUCAACGUUGGGUAUAAAAAGCACGCAGUGCGGGAAGUCGGAAAUCCGAUCCUGCAAAUCAAAGUUUUCCCCUCCCCAACUACACGCAACUUACGGCACGUCAGCGUGGCGAAGGAGAAAGAUUGAUGUAGCUCAAAGUUAAAGCAGAAAUAGUCUGACCGAACAAGAGGAGGCGAAUUUUAUUAAUUUUCCUUUCGUUUUCAUCUUUUCUUGAAGCAGAACUAAAGAGCGUACAGUGUCACAGUGAUAGUUGCUGAUCGUCAUGCUCGCAAAGCUCAAACUCAGAUUAGCUGUACGGUGAGAAGGAUUCAUGGUUUUUUUCCCUAAUCUUCUUUCCUAAAAGCGAAUUUUGUUAACCAUUUGCAAAUAGAAAACCAACAACGUAUAUAAAAAAACUUCGAAGCAAAAUACAAAUAGCAAUAGACCGAGACUGGGUGGUUCGGUGCAGACAAAAGCUACAGCAAGCUGAGGAAGACAUACUUGCAGCGCAAAAGCAAGCAAGCAUUUUUCGGGUCAAUUUAUUAAUGUAUAAGAAUGGGAUGGAAUGUAAAGACAAACAAAACAAAACGGAAUCUAUUUAAAGCAUAAGCACUGUUUUGCUGAAUUUCGAAUCGUACCCAUUGCCCGUUACGAUGGGAAGGCUCUCACGUUGGUUAAAUGUUCUUUUUGGGCCUUUUGCAUCUAGUUUCCGUGAACAUCGCUUCUCCGCCCCCCUCCAGCAACAAUGCUGAUGCCACCAACGAGCCUAGCGCAAAUUUACAGUAUUUUAAAUUGACUUUUCAACCCCCCUAAAGGGCCAAAGUGAUACACGCGGGUCUCCCCCAUUGGCAGAUGACAAUGAUUUUACUGCAUAUACUACGUUCAGUUCAGUGCUGCGCUUGUGUUAAACAAAAAACCCCUUGCUAGAAACAUAACAGACCAGAACUGUCUCCCUAUCGCUUAAGUUGCGCCAAGUAGACUGAAACGAAGAGUUAACGAAGCAAAUGGUUAAGUAUGAUAGAGCUGCAGUGAAAAGAUCACAAACGUAAGGAAUAGAACCGCACACCACAAAUUAGGGAGAAAUGGUUGAGUUACUAGCUUCUCACGUUUUUGAUUAACUUCCAAGUUCCAACCGGGGUGAGCAGAGCGCGCUGCUACAAAACUGAACUAACCUACUGAGCUUUUCUAUAUCGGAGCAAUGUCCACGAUAGGGGAGGAAAUGAAAGCACACGCACACAUAAGCAUUUCGCAUUUUCAGUUAAACGUUUUCCUUCCCGUUUUGAAACGUGUAGCAGCAAGGCAAUUAAUAUUUCAAAAAAAACAGGCUUCAGGGCAAAAUGAAGCAUAAGUUUGAUUGAUUUUAAACAAAACAAUAACCUACGUUAACCGCCGGCGCUCAGUGAAAAAAUGGAAGAGUGUGGAGAGAGUCCACACCAUCCACGUGGAUAGAGCCAACGACAAACUAAACUUAUAAAGAAAGUAUGUAAGAGAAACAAAACAAACAAAACAAAACAAAAAAAAACCCUAUAGAAACUCCAGUCGGAACGCACUUGGUAACAGUUUGAGGAUGAUGUAGAUUAUGUCAAAACUUUUAGGACUUAUUAAUAUUUCGAUAAGGCGAUAAGGACAGUGGCAGUUAUCCGUAGCGUGGGGGCACAGUGCAGGAAUGGAAUAUGGUGUGAGGUGUGUGUGAGGGAAGAAUUUCUUUAAUGAUAGGCCAAUCGGGCAUAUGCCUGGCCGCGUUUUACACUACAACUUCGGCGGUAAGGACGGCGUCAUGUUGGAAGUGAGGAAAAGAGAGAGAGUGUGUGUGUGUGUGUGUGUGAGUGAGCGUGCGCGCGUGUGGUCGCUGCAGUAGGACCGAUUGUUUAAUGCUGUGUGAUGUUGCUAGUUUAUGAAGGGUGCCAUCUUGAUUAGAAAUGAAAACAAUUAAUCGUAAUUUAGGAGAACACACGAAACAGAACGCGACAUAAUAUGCGCCAUGGUCAUACACCGGACACAUUAUGCAUGUAUACACCUUCACCACGAACCCCCCCUCUCUCCUAGGAUAUAAAGGAGGGCGCAUAUUUCUCUCGGCUCUCGGUUCUGUUAAGUUUAGUGCUCGUUGUACUCGACUAGUUUUUUAUGUUUCUAUCUUCGUCCUAUUUUGCAUUUUAGUAGGUAAUUCCCCGGUAUAGGGUUUAAGCUCGUACAGUUUCUGUGCUUCAGAUCAGUCAGCGUGAGUGUGUGUAUGUUUCGGAAACAGUUUGAAGCGGAUUUCAGUUGCAAAUUUUAAGUUUCUGCACUUCUGCAGGGAAGCCACACGUGUACCGAUUUUCCGUUAGUUAGUAAAGUGUCGGUAUUUAUUUAAUAAUGUACACUUCACUUGUCCGUGCAUCACUUGCAUCUGGCCGAAUCGAUUAGUGUUUCAUAUUUAGUCAGUUUUACUUCCAUAAAGCAAAACACACGACAAACACACACGAUUGUGAAAAAGGAUUAAUAAACAAAUCAAAAUAAUUGAAAAA
Molecule: messenger RNA, 7924 nt
Organism: Anopheles stephensi (Asian malaria mosquito)
Lineage: Eukaryota; Metazoa; Arthropoda; Insecta; Diptera; Culicidae
Product: protein tweety-2-like
Exons: 4
Coding region: 843-3278 (811 amino acids)
Cellular component (GO): plasma membrane
Molecular function (GO): volume-sensitive chloride channel activity; intracellularly calcium-gated chloride channel activity
Source: RefSeq, a predicted model, not a curated record